Molecule: messenger RNA, 516 nt
Organism: Dibothriocephalus latus
Lineage: Eukaryota; Metazoa; Platyhelminthes; Cestoda; Diphyllobothriidea; Diphyllobothriidae
Source: the annotation of a GenBank genome assembly
AUGGGAGACUUUUACACGGAAAAACGACACAGAUUUGCAUUCCUGAGUAUCAUUACUUGUCAUGUCUUCAUCAGCCCUGAUGAACACGAACUGGAGUGCUUGGAACAAUGUCUUCUCCAGAGAAUGCAAUUUGGCCAGGGCGAAUGCUUCCUCGAAAUCGGCGUUGGUGAGGGUCAGGAUCCAGGCCUCUCGUCCGCAGACAUUGCUGCCAGUGUGGUCACGGCCGAGGCGCUAGCGAAAAAGUUGGAUGCACGUCUCAUUCUCCUGCGCGACCGCCAUGUACAGCCAACUGGCAAGCAACAACAACAGCACUUACAACCGUCCCCUACCGACAACACACAAGAUGGGACGAGCUCAGGCGAAAUUUCUACGAGCGCACCGCAUCCCAAGGGCCGCAAUCGGCGAAAAAACCAGCGUUCUAAGGAGCCACCCGUAGCUGAACAAGUACACACGGAAAACGAGCUCACCGAAGAGAUGCAGGAGGGCAGUGCCUCGGUGACGGGAACCAACGACUGG